Fusarium coffeatum is the source of this 1599-nucleotide messenger RNA. RefSeq lists its product as uncharacterized. The transcript has a single exon. The record is from RefSeq and is a predicted model, not a curated record. Lineage: Eukaryota; Fungi; Ascomycota; Sordariomycetes; Hypocreales; Nectriaceae. Bases 1 to 1599 code for a protein of 532 amino acids.
AUGGCCAAUGGUUUUGGGAGCCUCGAGCGCUUCUUCACGAAGAAGGAGAAGAAGACUUCAGCUGUCACAAGCAACCAUGUACAGCCAAUUCCUACCCAGCCAGCUUCUGCCCCUCCUACUAUACCUCAAUUCCCUUCGCCUUCAUUUAUCCGCCCAAAGACCAGCCGGAUGGCUGCACGAGAGGAGUUCAGAAAGCAGCCUGCGAGCCGACAUCCUUCUUUUCCCGGUCCUGUUUCUCCUCAUCGAGUGGACUUCUCAGAUGCUCAAAGUCCUACAUGCCUAUCGGAUCCUCAACAUUCACAAUACUCUCCUCUCAAUACCUCCAUGCCUGAAAAGUCCUUUCUAGGCGACUUCAACGUUUACCAAUUCCCUCGACCCCCAACCAGCCAAGGGGGAACCUCCGCCUCGUCUUCUACUCGCGAUCCGAAAUCAUCGAUGGAAGCGCCUAGUGAGCGCAGCCUUCCUCUUCGACGCCCAAGACAGAAAGCGUCAUGCAGUUCGCGGCUUGAAACACCGCCCUCAUCAGACUUGGAAGACGAGGGUACCUCCAGUCCUCUCUACUUCCGUAAUAAGAAACUUCCAGCACUGCCCCAGCAGAGGCUUCCAACCCCAGAGUCUUCUCCAGAACUUCGUCCCCUUCAUAUCGCACAACUAACAGCAUCGAAAUCGAUCGACAUCCUCAACAAGGCUGUGUACAGAGAUAUCCGACGCCAUUUUACCAAGAACUUGGAACAGCAACAAGUACAGAAAGCUGCCAAUUUUACCUACCAGGAGUCUUGCACGAACAGACUCUCUAUCAGUAGCUCUACUCUCCGAGAACCAAACUUCAAUGAGUUCUUUGAGCUAAGUGAUGAUGACAUUGCUGAGUCGGCUCUAGAAGAGGCAGCAGAUGUACCAGAAGCACCCAUUCCAUCCACUCCUUACUCUCCUACUGGAUCCACUUGCUCUUCUGUACUGGUAUUGACUCCUCCCCCCCAUGCUAGCAAACCUGCUGUCAUUGGCGCUUUCGAGGCUGCUAGAAUUGCUGCCCGCUACGACUUCGAUUUCAUUUACGUGGUCAACUUAUGGACGGAUCAUUCUCAGGCGCAGACUGGUGUACAGUCUCCGGGAAAGAAGACCAAGCCCUUGGCCGGUCGUCUUCUCGCUUCCUAUGGAAUGGAGAACCUCCACGCGCCAAUGCAGAUAUCAACUGCAAGCCAUCGAAAGAUGCUGAAGACCUCAGGAUGGAUUGAGUAUCGGCCUCAACACUUUAGAGAUGACGAGUUUGCGCGGGGUUAUGCCCAUGCCUUUUACACCGGCCGUGGCACGUCGAGAAAUUCUGCCUCUUCAUCAGCUUCAGUGCAGCUCACAAAUCCUGACCGCGGAAUUGUCUUCGCCGCCUACCGUGUACCACGAUCUGAAGGCACUCUGGCGUGUACCAAAUCUGAUCUUUCCAACCUACACAAGGAUGCAGAGGCACUUGUUGAGAUGCUCGUCGAUAUCAACGAAACAAAUCAGCUGCGCGAGCCUCGAUCUCCUUCUUAUCAAUCGGAAGAAACCGGCCCCAUGCCAACACGAAGGUUCGGUAUCUGCGAAGUCAACAACAGCGAACAUCCCUAG